AUGGGUCGGUGCGUGGACCCCGGAUCAGAUCACGAGUUAACGUGCGAAUCUUUAGGGCUAAAAUGGUAUCGUUUUGUCUUUAUUGAAACAGCAGCUUUUGGUUGUCCAAACACUAGACAUUGUACGAUGAGUCAUUAUAUUUUCUUAAGUUCCAAUCAUGUUUCUUGGUAUACUAAAAAGCAAGUUUCUGUUACUCAAUAUGGUACUAAAGCAAAGUAUAUGACUCUUUUUAUAGCUUCGCUAGAUAUAUUUUGGGUUUCUUAUAUAUUGGAUGAGGUUAGAUUUCCUCUUGCACUACCUUGUUCUGUAUAUUAUGAUAAUAUGGGUGUUAUUUAA
Messenger RNA from Durio zibethinus, 336 nucleotides. The record is from RefSeq and is a predicted model, not a curated record. NCBI's taxonomy places the organism in Eukaryota, Viridiplantae, Streptophyta, Magnoliopsida, Malvales, Malvaceae.